GUGAUUUGAAAGGGUGAAGGUUCCCCUACCCUGUUCGCACUUCAAUCUCUUCUUCGAUUUCCUCUGCUGUGGCGAAUCUCCCAAGGAAACGAAGAAGAGAGAAGAGAAGAGAUGAGUCAGGAAUCAUUCAUUUACAGCUUCGUGGCCCGAGGGACUGUGAUCCUUGCCGAGUACACUGAGUUCACAGGCAAUUUCCCUGCCAUCGCAUCUCAGUGUCUUCAGCGCCUCCCUUCCUCCAAUAACAAAUUCACUUAUAGCUGCGAUCACCACACCUUCAACUUCCUCGUCGAAGAUGGCUAUGCAUAUUGUGUAGUUGCGAAAGAAUCUGCAGGGAAACAAGUUUCUAUAGCCUUUUUGGAACGAGUGAAAGUAGACUUUAGAAAGAGAUAUGGUGGGGGUAAAGCUGAUACUGCCAUAGCCAAAAGUCUCAACAAGGAAUUUGGGCCUGUUAUGAAAGAGCACAUGCAAUAUAUCAUUGACCAUGCUGAAGAGAUUGAGAAACUUUUAAAAGUGAAGGCUCAAGUUUCAGAAGUUAAAAGCAUUAUGCUUGAAAAUAUUGACAAGGCUGUUGAUAGAGGUGAGAAGAUAGAUAUUCUUGUUGACAAGGCAGAAGAUUUGCAUUCUCAGGCCCAAGAUUUCAAGAAACAAGGAACACAAAUCCGGCGAAAAAUGUGGUAUCGGAAUAUGAAAAUCAAAUUGGUUGUUCUAGGGGUCCUCUUAAUUCUAGUCCUGGUGAUCUGGCUUUCUAUUUGUCAUGGUUUUGACUGCACCAACUAAUGUUUCUUAAGCAUACAAUUGGAGCAUACUGAU
Telopea speciosissima is the source of this 810-nucleotide messenger RNA. RefSeq names its product vesicle-associated membrane protein 724. The coding region runs from base 112 to 777 and encodes 221 amino acids. NCBI's taxonomy places the organism in Eukaryota, Viridiplantae, Streptophyta, Magnoliopsida, Proteales, Proteaceae. The transcript is spliced from 6 exons. The record is from RefSeq and is a predicted model, not a curated record. Gene Ontology annotation, biological process: vesicle-mediated transport. Gene Ontology annotation, cellular component: membrane.